This is a messenger RNA of Oncorhynchus kisutch (coho salmon), 2736 nucleotides long. RefSeq names its product mitochondrial dynamics protein MID51-like. The record is from RefSeq and is a predicted model, not a curated record. Gene Ontology annotation, cellular component: mitochondrial outer membrane. Gene Ontology annotation, biological process: mitochondrion organization; positive regulation of mitochondrial fission. The coding region runs from base 1289 to 2707 and encodes 472 amino acids. NCBI's taxonomy places the organism in Eukaryota, Metazoa, Chordata, Actinopteri, Salmoniformes, Salmonidae. The transcript is spliced from 6 exons.
GCUACCUGGAACAUAUCCCAGUCCACGUGAUCGAGGCAAUCUUGAAGCGUGGAAUCCAAUUGGUCAGACCAGUGUUAGAUUAGACCUAAGCAAGGGCGCUUCCUGUUUUUAGUUUUUGCCUAUAGGAGGGGAGCAACAAGAUGGAGUCAUGGUCAGAUUUGCCAAAAGGAUGGCUGGGAGGGCCUUGUAUGCAUCGCGGAAGUUAGAGUAGCAGUUGUCGAGUGUGUUACUUGUUUGUGUACUGCAAUCGAUAUGCUGAUAUAAUUUAGGUAGCCUUGUUCUCUGAUUAGCUUUGUUAAAAUCCCCAGCUACAAUAAAUGCAACCUCGGGAUACAUGGUUUCCAGUUUGCGUGAAGUUCCUUGAUGGACGCCUUGGUAUCCGCUUGCGGGGGGGAUAUGCAUGGCUGUGACGAUAACCAAGUAGAGUUCCCUUGGGAGAUAAUUUUCGGUCAGCAUUUGAUUGUAAGGAAUUCUAGGUUAGGUGAACAAAAGGACUUGAGUUCUUGUAUGUUACAAUUACACCGUGAGUUUUUAAUCAUGAAACAUACACCCCGCCCUUCUUACCAGAGAGAUGUUUGCUUCUGUCGGCGCGAUUGUACUGAAAAUCCCGUUGGCCCGUUGGCUGUACGGACUCUGACAGCAAGUCCCUAACUAGCCAUGUCUCUGUGAAACAGAGUGUGUUACAAUCCCUGAUAUCUCUUUGGAAAACAACUCUUGCCCUAAUUUUGUUUACUUUGUUAACUAGGGACUGGACAUUAGCGAGUAAUAUACUCCGAAGCGGUGGGUGGUGUGCACGCAUCCGAAGCCUCACUAGAAGACCUCUCUGGAACCCUCUCCUCCUACAGCAUUGUUUUGGGUUGGCCUCUGGAAUCAGUUGAAAUGCCCUGGGAGGUGCAGACAAAGGAUCCGCUUUGGGAAAGUCGUAUUCCUAGUCGUAUUGCUGGUUGUGCUGGAGUCCUCCCCUCUCCAUGUGCAUCCCUAAUGGGCGGCUGGUCUCGUAUUGCGGUGCUGGAGCUGUACCGAGCACUGCUCUGUGCAGGGUGCCACCUUCACUACACAGACCGCAACUGCUACCAGCGCGCCGUGGCCGGGGAGUUCCGCCGCUGCCAGGCCCUGGCCGUGCCGAGCGACAAGGAGGACACACUGAAGAGGGGCCAGUUCUUCCUCAGCAGUAGACUGGGGGGGCUGAUGUAGGUGGGGGUCAACCAUCCAACCACACCUUUAGCAAGACGUGCUUGUCAGACCACUAACAGUUUUUCCCUUCUAACUCUACAUUCACAAAGACAGAAUGGCGGGAGUGAACGGUGACCGUAAAGGAAAGAAGGAUGACAACGGAAUGGGCACGGCAGUUGACUUUUUGCUCUCUAAUGCCAAGCUUGUGCUUGGGGUCGGAGGAGCUGCCAUGCUUGGCAUUGCAACACUAGCAGUCAAAAGAAUGUAUGACCGUGCCAUAAGUGCUCCGACCAGCCCUACUAAGAUGGAACCAUCAGGGAAAAGGAGCUGGGAGGAGCCCAGUUGGAUGGGCUCGUCACAACGGGUACUUAACCAUGACAUGAAGUCAACAGUGAGCAGGUCACUGCAGACUCUACCCACCACCUCCAACUCCUUUGAACCAGACUGCAUGCGGAGGGCAACGGGGCGGGGACGUAGCGCUGUAGGAGAGACCGACCUCCUCCGGGCCAGGAUGCGUCUCUCCUUACAGGAGAAACUGUGGGAGUUCUACCAGGAGCGAGUGACCAUUCCCGCUGAGGAGCAGGCCACAGCCCGCCGGGCCGCCCUGGACAUCUGCGCUGAGCUGAGGAUCUUCCUGCACGGCAAGCUGCCCGACAUGCCCCUCCGAGAGAUGUACCUCAGCGGCAGCCUCUACGAUGACCUGCAGGUGGUGACAGCGGAUCACGCUCAGCUCAUGGUCCCUCUGACCCUGGAGAAGAACCUGUGGUCGUCAGUGCCCGGUGAGGACACCAUUAUGAAUGUUCCGGGCUUCUGGCUGAUUCGCAGGGAGAACCUAGAAUACUUCCCCCGAGGCAGCAGCUACUGGGACCGCUGCAUGGUAGGAGGCUACCUCUCCCCCAAGUCUGUCUUGGAGGUGUUCGAGAAGCUGGUGGCGGGCUCCAUCAACUGGCCGGCCAUCGGCAGUGUUCUGGACUACGUGAUCCGGCCGGUGGUUCCCUCGGAGACGCUCACCCUGGAGGUCCAGUACAAGACGGACCGCCAUCUUUAUGUGGACUUCCUGCCUCUGCUGGUGAUGGACGACGGCGCCUCGCUGAUCGCCAAACCACACAGGCUGGCUGCUGAGCGCCACGAAAACCUUUGGCGGCAAAGCUUCCGCGUGGCGGAGACUGCGCGCCUGCGGGCGCUGGACCAGGAGGACGGGGGCUGCCGCUGCGCCUGCCUCAAGGUGACUAAAGCUGUGUGCAAGCUGAACCCCGCCUUGGCGCGCCUGUCGGCCAGUCAGCUCACCAGCGCCAUACUGCUGCUGAGCGAGAAGGAGGGCGACUGGACCCAAGAGGCGCUGGCUGACCGCUUUCUGCAGUUGCUCCGCUCGCUCGUGGGACACCUGGAGGCCGGGAGGCUCCCCUGUGCCCUGAUCCCAAAGGUCAACCUGUUCUGUGAGCUGACGCCAGUGGAGGUGGAUGAGUUAGGAUAUACCCUCUACUGUUCUCUUUCUGACCCAGAGGGACUCCUAAGGACUCCUUAUUCUGACUGAGUCUGGUCAUGGGUUCUAGGGUUUAGGAC